Messenger RNA from Folsomia candida, 2190 nucleotides. RefSeq lists its product as uncharacterized. Bases 964 to 1821 code for a protein of 285 amino acids. The transcript is spliced from 3 exons. Lineage: Eukaryota; Metazoa; Arthropoda; Collembola; Entomobryomorpha; Isotomidae. The record is from RefSeq and is a predicted model, not a curated record.
ACCAAUGGCACAAUGUAUAGAUAACUCUAUCUAAGCAUACGCAUGUGUACAAGGCACAUAUUAAAGCUCUCAGGUGAUUUUUCUUGCAAAAAUCCACUUUUACAAAACAAGAAGAGGUACCCACAAAAUAAAGAGCCUUUACAAAGGACACCAUCAAAUGAUUGUCUUGGCUAAAGUCAUUGGCUGCACAAUUGGCUAAAGUCGUUUUGGCUUUCGCUAAUCCAAGUGUUUUUUUUUUCAUUUGGUUAAGAAACAAAUACAUAAUUAGAUGAGUAACAUUAUGUCACUUUUUUACUUUUUACCUAAUCAAUUUAAAAAUUAAAGCCGAUUGCAUUUUAAAAUAGCAGGCAAAAUUAUAAUUGCAUUCAGAUACAUAACUUUAACUUGGUCGUCUCUAUCUUAACAUGUGAUUUACACAUUUUAUCCCACAUUUUAUCCCAUUUUAUCCUUUUGAUAAUACAAUAAAAAUUGUUCCCGGUCUUGUUUUGCCAAAGUGCAUUUGCCAAUAUAACCAUCGCAGAGUGUGCCUCGACUCGUUAUUUCAGUGCAAUUACGAAGACGUUGUAUUAACCCCAGUGGUUUUGAAAGAAUUUUGCCAAGCAAUCACCCGGCGGAAUGUGAGACAAAGGCAGGUGGACAGGGAAUUAUUAUUACUUCAUUACAAACCAAUGAAGGGUGCACCUCACCAAAUGACGAUUCCCCACUUACUAUUAGUUAAGAUGGCAGACUUCAACAACUGCAAAUUUCUUGACCACCAAAUGAUGCACCCUGUCGAAAACAAUGAAGUGCAGUUUUUGAAAUUGUGCUACCUUGUUAAUCGCACCACGUUUAAACUUGUGUAACAGCGUCCGAGGUCACUGUCACUGUUGUGAGUAACCUACUCUGGUCCACAUCGCCUUGUGCAUACCAUACGUAUUUAUAUACAUACAUAACUAUGUAAAUACGCUGGCGUGUGGCCCCAUCAUGGAAAAGUGUCAUAUUUCACGUCACAGUUUCUUGGUAAUUAUGGUGGCAUUGUUGGUGGGAAAUUGUACCAGUGUUUCACUAGAGCAUUCAAAAAUAGGGAAUAAAAGCAUCCAGAAAGCAGCACACAAUGAAACUGUCCGGCCAGAAAAUAAUUGUGUCGGGGACGAGAGGAGCUGUGAAGAAAGUUCAGAAAGUGCGAGAAGCAACACUGGAGGUGAAUACCGUUAUGCCGUCGGGGAAGCGUCACAUGAGGAAGAGGACGUGCUGCCAAUAUCAACCUCCGAUGGUUUCAAACGGGUCGACUUUCUCUGGAGAAAGCGACUUAAGGAUCUCGAGUUUCUGGUCCUUUUUCUCGCCGUGACAGGAAUCCCACUCCUCUUCACACUGGCUGCUCUAAUUCUUACGGAAUCUUCAACUGGCUUCAAUGGAGUGCGAGAAUCCACAAAGUCGGCCGUCGGCGGGUUUGGAUGGGGAGGAGGAGGAGUGGAUGGUACGACUAUGGCCGGGUGGGACGAGCCCCCACAAGAUUUGAUCGCAACCAAAGAUAAAGUCGCUUUCACGAAGGACAUUCUCCGCGUGGCGUCGCAGAGUCUGAAUCUGGCGUCAAACACGGUGGACCUGUUCAAUACGUUGCGAGGGUCGGAUAUUUCGUCUGGGGGAGGAGGGGAUGAUGGGGGCGGGAAUGGAGGACGGGGGGAGGAGCUCGCUGCUGGUGUCAAUAAGGUUGGAGUCUCAAAUAAUGCCAGUAAUACUAAUGAAGGAGAUCGAAGGAGCUCGAAUAUAAGAUUCGUGUCCAAACUUAUCCAGUUGUCAACCACCUCGAUUGGGUUUAUUCUCCAAAUUUUAAACUACUAACCUCACACAUAUGCUGCAUAUAUUUGUACAUACGUAUGCAGACAGACAGUUCAUGUGACAUGGACAUGAAUCAUGUCCCCUCCCACUACUACCACCACACAGCCGAUGCUGUACAUUUACCUCAAUUAUCAAGCGAGUGAUGCGCAGAUAAUAUUUUACUUCAUUCCUAGUACACAUAAAUUUUUAUAUCAAUAAAGGGGCGACAAUAAUAAAAAACGGUGCUUUCAAGUACUUGACCAGUUACGCUGAAACUCAAUCGACAAAUAUUUUCCUAUCAUCUUUAUAGGUUAGACUGCUACUCACACACACUGCUCUCGAUUUAUUUGUAUUCAAGGCAAUACUAUAAUAAAUAUGUAGUACUUGGAUAAA